AUGCUUAGGAAUUUGCUUUUUUCCACUGCGUUUCUGCCAGGAAGCCAGUUUCUGGCUCUUGCGACGAUUCCGAACAAUGUUGAAGGAUGGUAUUCUGAGUCCAACUCUUUGACUUGCGACUACCCCCAAACAUACGUCUCAACUAGCCUCUCAUCGGGGGUAUAUGGAAGGUGCUGCACAGGUAGAACAUCAGGCUCAUACGCCUGCCCUACCGGACAAAUAUGUCAUGUAAUGGCUAUUUACGAAUCCUCCACGACCGGCCAAGCAGCACUUGAUCACUUUUGCGGAGAUGCAGAUUCAAAGAAAACAACUGAACUAUUUCGAACUACUGAUGCCCCAACCGCUACGCCUGGUUUUGCUACGGUCGUCCCCCGCGCACCUCAAACAAUACCUUUUGGAAUCCCGACUUCUCUCUCUUCAAACAAUGACGAUGACUCUAAAGGCUCUGGGAGUAAGGCCUGGAUUGCUGGCGCAGUACUUGGACCUGUGGUGGGAUGCGCGCUCCUUGGCGCCGGAGCUUUCUGGUUUAUUCGGCGACGCCGUGCAUCGAAGUUAAGCAAUGACUCGGAGAGUGAACUUUAUCAGGGCUCACAGAAAGCAUAUGAGUUGGAUUCAAGUUGCGAGGCCCCGGUUCCAGCUCCUAUUGUAGAGGCACCGGCAUCGGCACCUAUAGCUGAAGCCCCGACGCCUUCAACGGAAGUCUCCAUCCCGUCACCCAUAGCAGAGCUUCCGGCGCCAACAAAGUAG
Penicillium angulare is the source of this 747-nucleotide messenger RNA. Its product is annotated as EGFR-like transmembrane domain-containing protein. The record is from RefSeq and is a predicted model, not a curated record. Bases 1 to 747 code for a protein of 248 amino acids. NCBI's taxonomy places the organism in Eukaryota, Fungi, Ascomycota, Eurotiomycetes, Eurotiales, Aspergillaceae. The transcript is spliced from 5 exons.